Messenger RNA from Arvicanthis niloticus (Nile rat), 1276 nucleotides. RefSeq names its product arylacetamide deacetylase (gene Aadac). Gene Ontology annotation, molecular function: carboxylic ester hydrolase activity. NCBI's taxonomy places the organism in Eukaryota, Metazoa, Chordata, Mammalia, Rodentia, Muridae. Gene Ontology annotation, cellular component: membrane. The record is from RefSeq and is a predicted model, not a curated record.
AGCAGGAGGAAACAUGGGGAGAACCGUUUUUCUUCUCAUCUCUGUGGUGCUUGUAGCUUAUUAUGUUUAUAAACCUCUUCCAGAUGCUAUUGAAGAGCCUUGGAAACUAGUAUGGCAAACUACACUUCCAAAAAUAGCAACAGAUUUGGCUUCUUUUGUCGAACUUUUGGGAAUCAGUCAUUUCAUGGACACGAUGCGAUUACUUAUGACAUUUCAGGAAGUCCCACCCACAUCUGAUGAGAAUGUCACGGUGAUGGAGACAACUUUUGACAGUGUUCCUGUUCGCAUAUACAUACCCAAAAGGAAGUCAACAACACUCAGGCGUGGCUUGUUUUAUAUUCAUGGUGGUGGCUGGUGUUUGGGAAGUGCUGCUAACUACAUCUAUGACACUCUAUCGAGACGGACAGCCCAUAAACUUGAUGCUGUUGUCGUGUCAACCGACUAUGGCUUAGCCCCAAAAUACCAUUUUCCAAGACAAUUUGAAGAUGUGUAUAGUAGUUUACGAUGGUUCUUGCAAGAAGACAUUCUUGAAAAAUAUGGUGUAGAUCCUAGAAGAGUCGGUGUAUCUGGGGACAGUGCUGGUGGAAACUUAGCUGCAGCUGUGACCCAACAGCUUCUACAGGAUCCAGAUAUCAAGAACAAACUCAAGGUCCAAGUCUUAAUAUAUCCCGCCCUUCAGGCUCUUGAUAUGAAUGUACCAUCACUACAAGAGGAUGCACAUUUUCUGUUGUUAACCAAGUCAUUAAUGGUCAGGUUCUGGAGUGAAUACUUUACUACAGACCAAGACCUGGAGAAAGCCAUGCUUCUCAACCAGCAUGUACCCAUGGAAUUCAGCCAUUUGUUUCAGUUUGUGAAUUGGAGUUCCUUGCUCCCUGAGAGAUAUAAGAAAGGUCACUUUUAUAAAAAUCCUUCUCCUGGUAGCUCUGAGCUUGCUCAAAAAUACCCAGGGUUCAUAGAUGUAAAGGCAUGCCCUCUGUUGGCCAAUGACAAUAUAUUGCAUCAUUUACCUCCGACCUAUAUUAUCACGUGUCAGUAUGAUGUCCUAAGAGAUGAUGGGAUCAUGUAUGUCAAGCGACUGCAGAAUGUUGGAGUUCAUGUGACUCAUCAUCAUAUUGAAGAUGGAUUCCAUGGAGCAUUUACCUUUCCUGGUUUAAAAAUUGCAAAUAGGAUACAAAAUCAGUACUUUAAUUGGCUUAUCAAAAAUCUGUAGCAAAGCCUGCAAAAUGAUUUAUUGAAGAUACAUAAACAACAAAAUAAAAAAUAAACUAGCAAACAU